GCAAGUUCAUGUAGGGAAUCGACGUCGCCUUCUUCAUGAUCACCAUGACCAGCAAGUCAACUGCUCAGUCCAACUUCGGAGAAAGAACCAACGUUUCGAUUCAAGUUUUUCAACGAAGUAGAUCAGAAUUCAUGGCCAUUAAACCAAUCCGACUUGGUAGAUAUGAUUAACCCUAAUCAUAAUCAUAAAAUCAUCAGCAUAACCAACUUCCCCGGAUCGCAUGCCCUCCGAAAACUUCUCCUAUUUAAACCAGAAGAAGAAGAAGAAGAAGAAGAAGAAGGAGGAGGAGGAAGAAGACUCAUCUCUCUCUCUAUCUCUCUGUGAUGCUGUGCAGUGCAGAGUGGCAAUGUCUUCCGAUAGAAAAGGACUCCUGAAGACCAUUUUCACGCCAAAUGUGGGCUGUGGGUGUGGGAAGACGAAGCCCUCCGAUGCCAUCGAACCCACCCCAAUCCAACCCAGAAGAGAUUCUUCAUCGUUCUCACUCCAUGACCAGCUCGAGCUCGUCAAGAUCAAAUCUUGCCCUUGCCCCUCGUCUUCCUCCGCUUCCCACACCACUGCCGCCGCCACAGCCACAUUCUCGCUCCCCGACACCGACGCGUCCCCGACCCGCCGCCCCUACCCGGCGGCGCGGAGGUCUGGCAUCGGGAACAGCAUCGCCGUCGCGAAGGACUCCGACGACCCGUACCGGGAUUUCAGGGACUCGAUGCUCCAGAUGGUGCUGGAGCAAGGGAUUUACUCGAGGGACGGCCUGCAGGAGCUCCUCCACUGCUUCUUGAAGCUCAACUCGCCUCGCUACCACGCCGUCAUCAUCCGGGCCUUCACCGUGAUCUGGAACGGCGUCGCUCCCGGCGGCAGCAGCGGCGGCGGCGGCGGCGGCGAUCUAGAUGUGUCGCCGUCGCCGUCGCCGUCGUCUUUGUCGUCGUCGGGGUGUCACUUGUCAGAGCAAUAAUCAUGAUAAGGACGGAGUUAAAGGAGGGUCACGUGAAUGAGAGGCUGUGGCCACGUGAGUUCAUUUCUUUCGCACUCGUGAAACUUGCCUGGUUCUUUCUUCUUUUCUUUUAUCAUUUUAUUUUUUUAUUUAUCACUUGUUUAUAUAUAUGAUAAUUUAUCAUAUGACAUUACCCGAUCAUUCCUUGUUUUGUGCCCACCAUUAUCUCCUGUUAAAAAAAAUUCUUCUCAUGUUCAAUAUUGUCAAA
Syzygium oleosum is the source of this 1196-nucleotide messenger RNA. RefSeq names its product transcription repressor OFP6. The coding region runs from base 221 to 949 and encodes 242 amino acids. The record is from RefSeq and is a predicted model, not a curated record. Gene Ontology annotation, biological process: negative regulation of DNA-templated transcription. The transcript has a single exon. NCBI's taxonomy places the organism in Eukaryota, Viridiplantae, Streptophyta, Magnoliopsida, Myrtales, Myrtaceae.